Camelus dromedarius (Arabian camel) is the source of this 2612-nucleotide messenger RNA. RefSeq names its product nucleolar protein 3 (gene NOL3). Gene Ontology annotation, cellular component: mitochondrion. The record is from RefSeq and is a predicted model, not a curated record. Gene Ontology annotation, molecular function: cysteine-type endopeptidase inhibitor activity involved in apoptotic process; death receptor binding; caspase binding. Gene Ontology annotation, biological process: negative regulation of release of cytochrome c from mitochondria; negative regulation of extrinsic apoptotic signaling pathway; negative regulation of intrinsic apoptotic signaling pathway. The transcript has 4 exons. Lineage: Eukaryota; Metazoa; Chordata; Mammalia; Artiodactyla; Camelidae. The coding region runs from base 1872 to 2480 and encodes 202 amino acids.
GCCAGAGGGUCCAUGUAUAUACAGUGCAGUGAUGUCAGUGAGGGUAUAUGCUGUUCACUGGGGUGCAGAGGAGAAGGAACCAUUCUGCCUUUGGAACACUCAGGCGUUGUUGUGGAUGAGGGGACAUCUGAGUCUUGGAGGAUGGGCCCACAGCAUGGAAGGAGGGAAGGGUAUUCCAGGCCUAGGCAACAGCAUCUGGUUUGGAAGUGCCAGGGGCUUAGCGAGUUCUCCCAGUACUGAGUGACGGAGGGAAGUAGGGGAAAGCCUGGCCAUCCAUGGGGUGGGAGGUCGCUAUAGCUGCCAGGCCAGAUAGUCUGGAUUCUCUCUGAUGGCCAGUGGGGGUCGGGCGACAGGUAGUUAUGGUGGACAUUCUGCUUGGCAGGAGACCUAUUGUAGUUCAGGCUGGAGCAAGUCAGAUUCCAAUUCUGUCACUUAGUCUCUCUGAGCCUGUCUCCUUGUUUGUAAAAUGGGGACAAGAGCCCAACUUCCAGGGAGUUGUCAGAGGCACUAUUCUGCGGGGGUGGUGGGAUGGGAGUGAGAGGUACUCAGACAGACUGUGAUAGGAGGUGAGGUGACCAUGGUGGGGUUGAGAGAGAUGCUGAUGAGACUCAGUGAGAGGAGGGGAGCAGCAUUUGUCACAGAUGGGACAUGAAGGGAGAUGGAUAGACAAAGGGUAUUUCUGGUCCCUGCUCAUGGCCUGGGGUAAGGGCUGACAUUUCAGAAUGGCUAGGAAGAGUGCAAUGACCAGAGAGGCAUAACACAACACCAGAUAGUGAGAGAGACCUGGGAGGCAGGAUAGGGACUAGGACCAAAUCCGCUCUCCCAGACCUAGAGCCAGGUAAGGAGGUAGAGGAGGGACCCUGAAGGAGGUGCUGUAUGGACAAACGGAAGGCCAGGGGAGAUGGGCUGAGAGAGGGUGUGGGCCAGGGCCUGACCUAUUUGCCCCUUAAUGCCGGGGGCCUUGCUGCCUGGGUCAGACCACCCAAAAGGAGGUGGGCCAUUGUCCUUGUUAAUAAGUGAACAAAGCAGAUUAAUUUCUGCCUAACACCUGCUGUUUGGUAGAGACAGUCUCUCAAAAUGGGACAGUGCAUGGAGGAAAACAGUGAAAGUUUGGCAUUUGCUGGUAGCUUUCAUGAGUUGAGCCCUAGGUACUUCAAGAUGAAGGCUGUGAAUCAUACCCAGGGCAGCAAGGAGAUAGUCUGGUCUCAGGUGAUGUCAGGAGAUCUUGGUCAGAGCGAAGACUGAAGUAUCCCUCCUCAGAUAUUAGAGAACCAGGUGAAACUGCGAGACCACGUUAGGGUUACAACAUGGUGGUGGUAUUGGUGGGGGGGGGGCAGGGGCAGGGCCUGUUCUAGACAGAAGGACCUCAGGGUCAGGAUAAGGCGUCUGGACUUCUCUAGCAGGUGAGAGGAGCAGGGGAGGCUCUCAGCACUUUGGGGGGGAUUUGGGGCUCUGCAAAGUCUAGGCUGGAAGUGAAAGGCUAGACUAAGUAAGUGGUGCAGUUGACAGAAAUAUUCAGCAGAUAGCCUGGAAAGGACUUGAAUGCAAGCUGAGUGUGUAUCGGGAUCAAUCGUAGGUCUUUCUGCUCAUUAAGUUCAGGAAGCAGAUUGGGAAAGAGAAGUUGGUUUGGGAUAAACUAGGUCUAAAUCCAUGCGGAAUCUGCAAGUGGUGGGGGCUCAGGAGGAAGUCCUGUUUGAGGAGAGCUGUUAGAGGUUCCUGGGAUAGCGUAGAGGAGAAGAGAGCCACAGCAGACACCUAGGGACCGAAGGAGAAGCCUGAGGAGACAGAAGCGGCGAGAGAGGCUGGAGAAUGAGUCCUUCGCUGUGCCGCGGAACUGUCCGGCCGCCGGCCACCGAGGUCGAGGCCCCACCAUGGGCAACGCGCAGGAGAGGCCAUCAGAGACGAUCGACCGUGAGCGGAAACGCUUAGUCGAAACACUGCAGGCGGACUCAGGGCUGCUGCUGGAUGCGCUUCUGGCACGCGGCGUUCUCACCGGGCCCGAGUACGAGGCUUUGGAUGCGUUGCCUGAUGCCGAGCGCAGGGUGCGCCGCCUGCUGCUGUUGGUUCAGAGUAAAGGCGAGGCCGCCUGCCAGGAGCUGCUCAGCUGCGCCCAGCGUACCACGCGCGCGCCUGACCCGGCCUGGGACUGGCAGCACGUGGGCACCGGCUACCGGGAACGAAGCUACGACCCUCCAUGCCCAGGCCACUGGACGCCUGAGGCAGCCGGCUCAGGGACCGCAUGCCCUGGGCUACCUAGAGCUUCAGACUCUGAUGAGACCAGGGGUCCUGAGGACUCCGAGGCAGCGCACUCUGGAACCCUCGAGGAACCCGAGCCGGAGCUAGAAGCUGAGGCCCCUGAAGGGGCUGAGCCAGAGUUAGAACCCCAAAUGGAUCCGGAGCCAGAGGCAGAGGCAGAACCAGAGCCUGAACUGGAGCCGGAACCUGACUUUGAGGCAGGAGACGAGUCUGAAGAUUCCUGAAGGCCAUAGCGCUGUCAGGCUGUUCUACGCCCUGGCAGGAUAGGAUCUGGGAUCCUGCCCUGUUGGGGUCAGGUGCCAACAAGGCUCCACCUGGCCCAGUACCACUGAAAGUUAAUAAACUCUGGAGGGUCA